UGCUGCCAAGGGAGAGCGAUCCGGCCCCACGUCACUCGUGCCACCGGUAUAAAAAUGAGGUCCCGCCAUGUCCAUGGCUGUCGGCGCCGGGGAAAGGAGAAGGAGAAAGGAGGAGGAGGAGGAGGAAGAAGAAGAAGAGGAAGAGGAGGAUGCUGCGCGCCUUGGUGGCGGUGUCCCUGUGGCUGCGGGUGAGCCCACGGGCGCAGGGCGCCCCGUGCGAGGCGGUGCGCAUCCCCAUGUGCCGCUCCAUGCCCUGGAACAUCACCCGCAUGCCCAACCACCUCCACCACAGCACCCAAGAAAACGCCGUCCUGGCCAUCGAGCAGUACGAGGAGUUGGUGGCCACCGGCUGCAGCCCGGUCCUCCCUUUUUUCCUCUGCGCCAUGUACGCCCCUAUCUGCACCCUGGAGUUCCUCUACGACCCCAUCAAGCCCUGCCGCUCCGUCUGCCAGCGGGCCCGCGACGGCUGCGAGCCCAUCAUGCGCCGCUACAACCACAGCUGGCCCCACAGCCUGGCCUGCGACGACCUCCCCGUCUACGACCGCGGCGUCUGCAUCUCCCCCGAGGCCAUCGUCACCGACCUGCCGGAGGGUGAGCGCCCCAACUUGGGGGGUAAAAACCUACCCCCCCCCCCUCCCCCCCCCCCCCCAUCUCUGACAACCCCUCAACCCUUUCCCCUUCUCUUCCCCUUUGAAGAGCGGUGCAGGUGCAAAAAGACAAAGCCAACGCUCUCCACCUACCUGGCCAAGAACUACAGCUACAUCAUUCACGCUAAAGUAAAAAGCGUAGAAAGAGGGAACUGCAAUGAGAUAACGACGGUGGUUGACGUCAAAGACAUCCUCAAGUCCUCCACGCUGAUUCCUCUGUCUCAAGUGCCUCUUCUCACAAACUCCUCCUGCCAGUGUCCACCUCUUCAACCGAAGCAGGAUGUCCUCAUCAUGUGCUAUGAAUGGCGCUCAAGGUUGAUGCUUCUUGAUGGAUGUCUAGUUGAAAAAUGGAAGGAUCAACUAAACAAAAGAUUUAAGAGGUGGGAACAAAGACUGCAGGAACAGAAGCUGCGAACGGCCCGCAGUAAGAACCAGAAUGCAGGACGCAGUGGUCGGAGUGGAGCUCCAAAAUCAUCAACCAAGAACACCAGCCCGCUGGUCAGUGGCCCCAAAAAAGCCACUAAAACAAGAAAUGGCCAGAAAGAAACCAACCCUAAAAAAGUAUGAGUGUGAAAGCUCCAAAGGAAAGACUUUUCAUGCACGAUGAGGGUUGCAAUCUGGCUCGGUCGGCAUGUUUUAUUAAUCCAGAACUCAUCGACUUAAAAAUUUCUACAUAGACAUUUUUGCUGCAUUUUCCUUUUAAAAGGUUUGCAUUUCCUUUCAAGCCACUGCAAGCCAUAGAGCGUAGGUUUGCACUAAUAUGUGGUAGGCGUAUUUGAGCUGAGUCAACUUUACCCUUGGGCUGUGAUUUGCAAUUCCAGAUAGAUCUAGCCUUGGCUGCCAGAGGUUGUCCUUAUGCCGGUUGUCUGCCCUGUUUCUCUGCCAGAAGUUGGGGAGCUACAUGGGGCAUCUCUUCUCUCACAGAAUCACAGAAUGUUAUGGGGUUGGAAGGGACCUCUGGAGAUCAUCUAGUCCAACCCCCUGCCAGAGCAGGUCCACCCAGAGCAGGUUGCACAGGAAUGUGUCCA
Messenger RNA from Calidris pugnax (ruff), 1675 nucleotides. It is a transcript of the gene SFRP4, whose product is annotated as secreted frizzled-related protein 4. Gene Ontology annotation, biological process: canonical Wnt signaling pathway; non-canonical Wnt signaling pathway. Lineage: Eukaryota; Metazoa; Chordata; Aves; Charadriiformes; Scolopacidae. Gene Ontology annotation, molecular function: Wnt-protein binding. The record is from RefSeq and is a predicted model, not a curated record. Gene Ontology annotation, cellular component: cytoplasm.